Messenger RNA from Cladocopium goreaui, 6735 nucleotides. NCBI's taxonomy places the organism in Eukaryota, Dinophyceae, Suessiales, Symbiodiniaceae. The record is from the annotation of a GenBank genome assembly.
AUGCGCGAUGCCAAGCAACAAGCCAUUGAUUUGCGCGUGGAACAGGUCCGCAACCUCUUGGAGCAGCGCCGCAAGGCUGCCGAGAAGGUGGCUGGAACCGACGAAGGCUUUGGCAUGAAGGUGGCACGAAGGUUCAUCAAUAAUGUGACUGUCCAGAUCGAGGACGUGCAGGUGUCCUUCAGUAGCAAAGCCUUGGGCAUCGCCACCAGUAUUCAGCUCCCCAAUUUAGCGGUGCUCUCGACGGAUGAGUCCUUUCAGGAGCCAAAGAAAGGCGAAGUCGUGCAGAUUGCUGAUGAUUCGAUGUACAAGGUGAUGAGGAUCGACGGCUUUGCGGUGCAGUUGAGCUGUGGUGGUGGUCUCGACACCCUCAAAGAUGCUAACUACAUCCUGAAACCAAUCAGCACUGCUUUGAAGUUGGCACAUGUGCCGAGCGAGCAACGUGUCUUCUUGGAGCUGGACUUGGGCGUUGGAAAGCUGUCUGAGGUCAAGCUCUUUGGGUCACAAGUUAAGCAGCUCAUGAAAGCUGGAGUUGCACUCGCAGAAGAGGACGCUCGGCUGAAGGCCUUGAUGGUCCCUGAAGAGAUUGGUAGUGCUGCAUUACUCAUGGAAGAUACCCUCAAGGCUGAGUAUGGCCUGCUUUACAAGCGACAUUUGCUGCAUGAAAGAAGGCUUGCAGUGGAUGAGACGAACCUCACAGCCCAAGAAUUGAGGCGCAAGCAGUUGCUGGAGGAUGCACUGCCCGUGGAAAUCGUGGCAGCUAAUCGCAUGGCAGCCGUUGAGCUUGCGGAUGCACGACAGGAAAAACUGCCAGGUUUCUUCAGCCAAUUCUGGGGCCAGUUCUGCUGUGCCACCACCAACAACAACACAACAGCUAGUGUGGGCAUGGAGGACCUUCAGGAUGCCACAGAGUUUGAAGCUGUGGAAGCACCUGCGAACAUCUUGGCAGAGGUGCGUUUCUCUGACCUUUCAGUGAAGCUUCACGAUGACGCAGCGGAGGAGAAGAGCUUGUUGAGACAGGUCUUGGAGCUCUACGUCUACAGCACCGAACUCACAGCAAAGGUGGCCACUGGAGUGGAUUAUCGUGGGAAGUCCUCUGCGAACGUCCACGUGGCAGGCUCCUUUGGUGGUGUUGAGGCUCGUCAUUGUGGUGACGACGUCAUCAGGAUCCGAACUGCAGAUGAGCAAAGAGGGCAAGCCGCCAAAUUUGCAUUGGAGAACAAGCUCGAGGAGACAUGCAACGUCUUGUCCGUGAUGCUUCACACUGCGCCGAUGGAUUUGAAUUUCAUCCCCAGCAUGGUCCCCAAGCUGCUAGAGUUGCUGCAGCCACCAGAGACCGGCGAUGGUGAUGCCAUCACGGUGAUGGUCUCAGAGAAACCUGCGAGGCCGGACCGCGACGGCGAAGCAUCACCGGUCUUGUCACCCAAAUCGCAUGGGUCACCAAUGAGCCGCACCGUGAGUGCUGGCCAGGAGGCGGCAGUUCACGCCCUCCUUGGAAAAGAAGGCGAUGUGGCACAAUAUGCAGAUGCAGCCUUCGACCGCGUGCCCGACCAAGUGAACCUGGACGUGGUGAUCGCUGCACCAUGUGUUCACAUCCCGGUGAAGGAUUUGGGCUCAGUGACAAUGAACUUGGGUUCCAUCAAGCUCUUUACGCCGGAGCGUUGCUCCAUGAAAGCAGUGAGGAUGGAAGUAGCACUGGAAGACACCAUGCUCAUGGUGGCCACCAAGCGGGAGGAGUUCAACGUGAUCAGCCCAUUGCCCAUUGACAUCAAGCUGAAUCACAAUGAAACUGAAGAUGCUUUGAUGGCCGAUGUGUCUGUGAGCAUCGGCGAUUUGACGUUGAUCGCCGCUCCCCAAGCCGUGCAAGUCCUCGCCAAGCUUCCGGACGUCUUCGCAGAGCUCGCGCCGGAGACCACGGAAACCACGACAGAGACCACGGCGGCUCAGGCUUCCACAGACGUGCCCAGUGACCAGCUGGACCGGAAGAAGCUGGUCAGUGAGGUGGCUGGCAAGUCCGAGGCGGUGCAAGCGGCCACACAACGUGCCAAAGAACUCACUGAAAAGCGGCUGAAGGUCAAUCUGAUGGCCAACUUGGGAAAGCUCGAAGUGGCAGUGUUGGAUCUGAUACAGCCGGUUCUGACGCUUCAAUCCAGAAUCUUGGACAACGGCAUCCAAGUCAGCCAUGACAGCUUGAUGACUGGCCUGGACAUGAACACUAGCGUGAACCUGAGCAAGCUUGCGCUGGUGGCCUAUGCUAGGAAUCCGAGCUCUCACGAGUGGGAGCCGCUCCUGGAGCCCUUCCACAUCGGUGCGUCCUUGCAGUUGGAAUCAGUGAAGGAAGGCUCCGAUGCGUUGUCCACGAAACUGUCUUGCAAUGCCCACAAUCCACUCCUGCUGAAUGUCAGAGCACCUUCUCUCUACAGGCUUGCUUGCUUGGGCCCCAUUUUCCAAGCCAGCUUGGAGUCUGGGGAGUUCACGGAAAAGACCAGAUACCGUGCUGUGAACCUCUCAGGCCAACCUUUGCGCUUGGACUUCAUUUGCCCCAGCGGAACGCUUCAGAAAGAUCUGCUGCCCGAUGGCUCCGAAGUUUCUCUUGAGGAGGAGAUUUUGGUCUAUGGGGCCAGCGACAUUUCAGUCAGCCUCGAGGGAGAUGACUCCGUUGCUUCUGAUCCACUGUCCAUCGAGACCUGUGGCUGUACCGUGGUGCCUGGAAGCCUUUGCGUGGCGCAGAUCUGGAUGCCGGAGCCAGGAUGCCGUAUGUUGCUAUUGGCCCCACCCUUGCGACUGCACAACACCUGCGAUGUGCCGCUGGAGCUCAAACUGGCCGCAAGCUACGAGGACCAAUCUGCAAAAUUCAGCUGCGAUGCUGAGCAUGUAGGCGAGGCGCCACCCGUUGUCAAGAUGCAUAGCAACUUCACCCCAUUGGAUGCCGCAGCAAAAGAGAAGGGAACAUAUUUGGUGAUGCCAAAUGAGAUCUUCGCCGUGCCAGAAUCUGCAAUUGAGAACAAAAACGGGCUCCGAGCAGAUGUGUCAUUUCGGCCUUUCGUUGAAGGACACGAAUUCUGUUCACCAUUCUCCUUUUCCAGCAAAGUGGAGAGCGAUAGCUUGGAUGUUCUGUGUCUGAGAAGCCUCGAGGAGCCGGAACUGCCCCGAAUCUUGGGAGCUAAAGGCAACCGCGGCUACAUGCCCCGCCAGGAUGAAAAGGAGAAACAUGACGACGAGGUGGAUACAAAAACACGUGCCAAAGACGUGUCAACUCGAACGCAGAAGAAGGGCAUUUGUGCAUGCGGUGGGAAGUCAGGAAUGGUCACAGAUCCUGAAGAUCUGUUGGAGGACGAGGAGAGCAGGGCCGUGUCCAGCCUCAGCUGCAACAUCAAGCAUGGCGUUAAAGCCGGACAUGACUUGCAGAUCACCAGGUUGACUGUCCGACCUCUCCUGAGUCUUGUGAAUGCUGUGCCAGAGAUGGACAUGACCAUGCAAUACCGUGCGUCCUCCAAGGCUUUGACGACCUUGCUGGACCGAAGGCCAUGGAAAGAGAUCCAGCUUCAAUCCAUGGUUGGGGUGAAUGUCUAUGACCUCCCAUCAGCAGCAAAUGGUGUCGAGCUCCGUGGACGUUUGGGUGAUGACAUGGAGACGCCAUUCUCAUCCUCAGUCCUGGUCCGAGCUUCGGCUCUCCACAACAGUGCUGAGAUGUUGGAGCUGGACUUUAAGCAGACGGCUUCAGGUGCUGCAGCCGGAAUCGUGGCGCAACCCCUGGGUGCUGGGCGAGUGCGCAUGUCUUGUCCCAGACUUUUCACCCAUCGCCUGGAUGAUUUGAAGCAAGAUGAAGAAGUACAACUCUUCAGCAGCGGUGCCCCGUUGCCAAAGAUCAGCGAGUUCACAAUGCUCCCGAACAAUUGCGAGUCCAAGAAGUGUGAGCUCCUGGUACGACGCUGGGUGGAUGGAACACUACGAGAGAUGAAGCACAACCUGACAAUGCCUGCAGCCUUUGACUCCUUCGAUGUCAAGACUCCGUGGGGAACCGGGUAUUACUGCAUGCAGACCGAGGAUUUGGCAGCCAGCGGGAUGCUGGGAGCAAGCUGCAAAGUAUCCAGUCUCCGUCCACGCUUGGUGGUGACCAAUGCUUCUGAUCUUGAUCUUGAACUACAGACACCUGAUGGAAAUGUGGUGGUGCUGAACGCACAGCAGUCCAAGCCCUAUCAUUGGCAUAUUUCCUCCAGCAACAAGGGAGCAGCGUCAUUUCACCUUCGACCAGCAGGUCAUUCAGAUGUGAGCUGGUCAGCUGCUAUCCCUUGCAGCGAGCAAGCAGCAGGAUCCACCCCUCUGCUAUUAUCUGCCAAUGGCGAUUCUCCCAGUGCGGCACCGCUUGUUUGGACAGCUGAGAUUGCUCCUUCCUUUGGAGCCUUCUCCAUAACACUGAAGAAGGGAUCAGUCUUCAUGGCUUCCAACAAAGCCCAGACAGCCAAUGUGAACAUGGAGUUGUACUCGGUGGCAUCUCAGAAAGCCACCACAACUGGUGCUGCUACGGUGGUCAAGCCGGGCGAAGAAGCUCCCAUCGGUUGGGCAGAUCCCUACACUCUUCGGCAGUUUGGAGUGAAGGUUGUCAUUGGUGGCGAGGAGCACUUUAUCCAAGACCUCGGGCGGCGGGCAGAAAUACAAAUCAAAGGUCUCAAAGUGAUGCUUUCUGUAUCUCGAGUGGGUGAAUCUACCAUUCUGUCGCUCGAUGACGUCUAUUCUCCGGUGGCGGCAUUGCUUGAAACAGGUGAGAGAACUGAUGACCUGUCCAUCACAUCGGAUCAAGCUUCUACAGUCGAGGUCGACGUUCAACUUUGCCAAUUGGGAGUUUCCUUGGUGGAUGACGAACCCACCCCUCGCGAGCUGCUCUUCAUUCACGUGGGAGACAUUCAGCUGGGCUACAAACAGAAUGUGACGGAAGACAAAGAAGAGAUCAACUUCCGCGUCGGCAAGCUGCAGGGAAUUUGUCAGCUGCCCGAACGUGUGGAUGGUUCCAUGCUUGAACAUAAGCGGCAGCACAAGGCUGGUGUCCUCCGCAAGGAGCUCCCAGCUGUGAUUUUGGCCAACCAUGGCGAGAAGGACGCAAACUUCCUGGAUAUCAACAUCCUGAGAGAGGCCACUUCCUCGCAGGAUUUGGUCCUCCCUGCUGCCAAUGUCCUGAUGGAUAAAUUGGACGUGACGGUGGACCAUGACUGGCUCUCACCGCUCCUGGACUGGCUGGAGCGAGCAAUUCCUCAGGAUGCCAUUGAUCUUGGCAUCACCUGGGAUGACAUGAAGGCCAAGGCUGGAAGGUCGAUUGCGGUGAACUACGAGCCGCCUUCAGUGCCAGCAGUGGCAUGCGUCGAGUCCCUGAAACUCUCCGAGAUCAACUUGACUGUUUGGUGCCGCUUGCCAUUGUCCACCCUGGACUUUCUGCCUGGACCAGUGCGAACCAUCCUUCGAGUCGUUUCUGUCAGCAGCCAUUUCACGUUGAACGCAGCUCAGAUCAAAUUGCCCGAAAAGAAGCUUCCAGAAUACCGUGGACCAGUUGAAAACCUGGGCGUGUCCAUUGGCAUGGACUAUGCGGCCUCGCUGCUGAAGAUUGUUAUGUCCCUCCUGGGAAAGAGUUCCUUGCUGAAUGCUGGGGCCAUUCCAUUAGCGAUGGGUGGGACCGUUGUUUCCAUGGUCACCGACGGUGUCGGCAGCACCAUUCGUGGUGGUGCGGGGCUCUUGGGACACCUCGCCAUGGAUGAGGACUACAAUCAGCAACAGAAGAUGAAACGGGAACAGAAAGAGAUCACUGGGGCAAUUGAUGGCUUCAAGGAGGCAGGAAAAUCCUUGGCUACUGGCUUGGAUGGUGCAUUGGACAUCUUCCGCAAGCCGGUGCAGGGAGCUCGCCAGGAUGGUGCAAAGGGCUUGGCCGUGGGCUGUGGCACUGGCAUUGCAGGCACAGUGGUGAAGCCUGUCGUGGGCGUUGCAAACGCGGGUUCUGACAUCAUUACUGGCAUCUCAGCAGCUGCAACCUUCGACUCUGCAGCCAAGCGCCGACGUCGUGAGCGUUGUCGUUGCCGUGGACCCCGAAUGCUCUACGGAAAGUCAGCUGUCAUGCGGAAGUGGAGCGACUCAGAUUCACAGCUUCUGCUUCAGCUGGGGAGUUUUGCAGAGGGCGUUCAAGAGAUCGUGCCAUUGGCCUCAAGUGCUUUUCACCGCUAUGCCUUGCUUCUUUGCAGCGACAAGCUGCUGGUGGUGAAGCUCCGAGCUACUCAAAAGAUGUCGGAGCGGCAUAGCACCCAAGUGGACCUGGCUGGAAAGGCUUCCACCAGAAGCCUGGCAGGAAAAGGACACCAUCAUCGCAUGGAUCGCAUCUUCUCGGAACUUCUUCAUCCCAUCGAAGAGGUUCAGAGGAUUUCUAGCAGUGCCAGCGGCUUGAGCCAGACAGAAUCCACGGUAGCAGAAAACGUCCGUGGAGUGCUCUACGAGGAGAUCAAACGCGUGGAAUUUGUAGAUGUGGACGAUGCGCUGGUUCUGGAAGAUCAGCAGGGCAACAGUCACAGCAUCCCCAUAGUCUUGGAGUCCGAUGCCAAGGAGGCCUUGCAAGUCUUGCUGGAGCAAGCAGCGAAAGGGCGGCCCAACUGGCGUGACUUCAUGCACGGAUGGCGGCCAGAGGAGGAGGUGCACGAAACUGCUAUUCGGCCGAAGCAAAAGGACGAGGACGUAGUAAAAAUGACCUCGGUGUCAAUAUAG